UUGCAGCAAGGCGUGCUGACGGUGCGGCUGGGCGACUUUGGGACGUAUGUGAUCAACAAGCAGACCCCCAACCGCCAAAUCUGGAUGUCCUCGCCGCUCAGCGGGCCCGUGCGCUACGACUGGGGCCCGGGCAAGUGGGUGUAUCACCGCGACGGCCACGACCUGCACACGCGGCUGAGCGAGGAGCUGAAGAAGCUGACGGGGCACGAGCUGGACCUGUCGCCCUGCUUCGCCUGCGGCAAGCUCAACGUGUGCCAGGGGGAGCAGUGCGACAACGGCAUGAACACCUAG
Molecule: messenger RNA, 291 nt
Organism: Chlorella variabilis
Lineage: Eukaryota; Viridiplantae; Chlorophyta; Trebouxiophyceae; Chlorellales; Chlorellaceae
Exons: 2
Biological process (GO): iron incorporation into metallo-sulfur cluster; intracellular iron ion homeostasis
Cellular component (GO): mitochondrion
Molecular function (GO): ferric iron binding; iron chaperone activity; 2 iron, 2 sulfur cluster binding
Source: RefSeq, a predicted model, not a curated record